Molecule: messenger RNA, 1149 nt
Organism: Brassica oleracea var. oleracea
Lineage: Eukaryota; Viridiplantae; Streptophyta; Magnoliopsida; Brassicales; Brassicaceae
Product: inactive GDSL esterase/lipase-like protein 23
Exons: 4
Coding region: 22-1053 (343 amino acids)
Biological process (GO): endoplasmic reticulum organization
Molecular function (GO): hydrolase activity, acting on ester bonds
Source: RefSeq, a predicted model, not a curated record
UCCUCUCUCACUUUCUAUACGAUGGCGGGAAACGGUAGUUUAGCGACUGUUCUUGGGCUAUUUUUGGUGCUCACACUGUUCCAUAACCCGAUCACUGUCGCUGGACAAAGUAUUCCGGCGGUGGCUUUAUUUACGUUCGGUGACUUAAACUUCGACGCCGGAAAUAAACAGAAUCUCACCAAAGCAAACGUUCCGCAAGGCUUCUGGCCGUACGGAAAAUCCAGAGACGACCCUAACGGCAAAUUCUCAGACGGAUUCAUCGCUCCGGACUUCGUCGCAAAAUUCAUGGGCAUUCCGAUCGAAAUCCCCGCGGCGCUGAAACCGAACGUCAAUGUUUCACGUGGAGCUAGUUUCGCUGUCGCUGAUGCUACUCUUCUCGGAGCUCCUGUGGAAUCUAACAACCCUAUCGCCGAUGCAUCUGCCCAACAAGCUUUUGUCACUUCCGUGACCAACAAGUUAAAGAACGAUAUUAGCUUAUUGUAUGCAUCAGGAGCUAGUAAGUUCGUUAUCCAAACCCUAGCACCAUUGGGUUGCUUACCAAUCGUCAGACAAGAUUACAACACCGGGAUGGACCAAUGCCAUGAAACUCUUAACAAUUUUGCUAAACAACACAACGAAAAAAUCGGACCCAUGUUGAACGAAAUGGCUAGAACUGCUCCUGGUUUCCAGUUCACAGUCUUUGACUUCUACAAUGUUAUUCUUCGUAGGACGCAGAGGAGCUUAAACUACAGAUUUUUGGUAACGUACUCAUCGUGCUGCGGAGUUGGGACACACAAUGCUUACGGUUGCGGUUUCCCCAACGUGUACUCGAAACUAUGCGAGUACCAACGAUCUUAUUUAUUCUUCGAUGGGCGUCACAAUACAGAGAAGGCACAAGAAAGUUUUGGUCAUCUUCUUUUUGGAGCCGAUCCAAAUGUUAUCCAACCGAUGAUUAACGUCCGUGAGCUCGUUACUUACCCAGUCGAUGAACCAAUGCGUGAGUUUUGGUUACCUACAACUUCGUCCGCGAGUGACUCUACCUCGUCAUCAAGCCACGGUUACGAGUUCUACUGAGUCUAUAUAUAAAUCUCUUAUUUCACAAAAUUCGGAAUCUUAAUGUUUUUAGUGACUUUAGCUCGUCAUCCUGCUCGAGUGUGUUUCCCUCUGUAA